Molecule: messenger RNA, 480 nt
Organism: Ostrea edulis (European flat oyster)
Lineage: Eukaryota; Metazoa; Mollusca; Bivalvia; Ostreida; Ostreidae
Exons: 1
Coding region: 1-480 (159 amino acids)
Source: RefSeq, a predicted model, not a curated record
AUGAAGACCAUUGCCAUUUUCUCUGCCAUAUUUGCAGCCGUGUCCGCCACCUACUACGGCAGUGGGGGAAUUGGUGUACCAUAUGGCGGCGGAUUUGGGAGCACAGGAGGAUCAUACGGAUUGGGUAGUGGAUUAGGAGGAGGGUACGGUGGAUCAGGUGGAUUAGGAGGAGGGUAUGGUGGAUUAGGAGGUGGAUUAGGAGGAGGGUAUGGUGGAUUAGGAGGAGGGUACGGUGGAUUAGGAAGUGGAUUAGGAGGAGGAUAUGGUGGAAUAGGGGGAGGGUAUGGUGGAUUAGGAGGAGGACUAUCUGGGGGCAGAUUUUCAUAUGGUGGAUUCAACGAAGGUUUCGGAAACGACGACUUUUCUGGUGGCGGCGGAUUUAUUGCCGGUGGUAGGAGUGGAUUCAUUGGUGGUGGUAGGGGUGGAUUCAUUGGAGGAAGGAAAAGAGGUAAUUCGAGAUUAAAAAUACUUUUAGAUUAA